AUGUCUUCAUCAACCACCACAACACCCCUUCUCCUCCUCUUCCUCAUCUCACUCUCCGUCGUCGCCACCGCCAAACCAACCGCCUACGAAGUCUUAGAGAGCUACGACUUCCCGGUCGGUCUACUCCCUAAUGGAGUAACCGGCUACGAGCUCAACCCCGAAACGGGGGAGUUCAAGGCCUAUUUGCCUCAAACAUGUAAGUUCACCAUUGAAGGAUAUGAUCUCGAAUACAAAUCAACCAUCACCGGGGUUAUCUCGAAAGACCGUCUUACACACCUCAAGGGUAUUAGUGUUAAGGUGUUGCUUCUAUGGCUGAGUAUCGUCGAAGUCGAUAAGAAAAACGGUGAGCUUCAGUUCUCCGUCGGUAUCGCCUCCGCGAACUUCCCCCUCGAAGGUUUCGAGGAGUCGCCGUCUUGCGGAUGUGGGUUUGAUUGUGAUGAUGCUAAUCUUGCUGUUUUGUAG
Molecule: messenger RNA, 462 nt
Organism: Chenopodium quinoa (quinoa)
Lineage: Eukaryota; Viridiplantae; Streptophyta; Magnoliopsida; Caryophyllales; Amaranthaceae
Exons: 1
Coding region: 1-462 (153 amino acids)
Source: RefSeq, a predicted model, not a curated record